Prorocentrum cordatum is the source of this 1065-nucleotide messenger RNA. The record is from the annotation of a GenBank genome assembly. Lineage: Eukaryota; Dinophyceae; Prorocentrales; Prorocentraceae.
GUGGUGGCCUUGUUUGCCUUCUGCCUGCACCUGUGCGGGUUAUCUGCGCAGGGCGUCGGCGAGGAGGCCAUCGGCGUUCAGUGCGCGACCGUGCAUUCCCAGGCGGACGCGGUUAUGUGGGUUGAGCACGGACUAUCGGUAUUGCGUGCGCGUGGAAUCCCAGACUUCCAUGUCGAGUCUCAAAUUGAUGCCUUAACGUAUUCAACUGCUUUCUCGGGCAUCGACGCGCCAGGUACUGCGUUAGCCUUCCUCAGCUCAGCGUUUAAUAUUGACACAGCGAAACACCUCUGGGCGGUUGAGGCUGAUCAGGAAUGCCAGCGCGAACAUCGAUUGCAUCCUCAUGCACCUGAACACAUCAUGCCGGACAUGCUCUCUGCGGUCACUACCUCAGUGCGCGGCCUUGUUGAUCAGCACAGCGGUCGCGUGCCGCUCAUCGCGCUGACAGACGCGCUCAAGACUGGCCGCAUGGCACGGCAGGCCGCACAGUGCAUCUUGCAUCCUGGGCGCUCGUGCCUCUACUGCAAAGCGCAUGUGCACAUUGCUGGAACCCCGUGCAUCGACUUCAGUGCCGAUGGCAAGAGGAAGUUACUUUCAGGCGACUGCCUCGCGCCCCUGAUCGCGUGGCUGGCCCAGAGGCUCACCUGGGUGCUCAAUAAAGGCUGCUACCGCACUCCGCUCAUGAAGUGGCCCGAGGCCGUUCCUUUGUUCGAGCGCGAGUGCAUGUUGAGCUACAGGGACUUUCUCGUCGUUUCGGAGGAAGAGAUCCACGACCUGCUGAAGUGGAAACGCAAUUGGAAAUCCAAGAUGCGCAUGACGAGUAAAUCUUCGACGAACGACGACUUGCCCAAGGAGUGUUUGGCACGGUACGAGAUCGAAUUCUUGGUGGCUGGAGUACAGAAACUGGGCUGCCAUGGAGUUGUAUCGUUGACGCAGAGCCCUUGCCUGAACGUCAUCUCGAAGGCCGGCGAGAUGUUUACCCUGACCACGAAGAACUUCUUGAACUGGAUCAUCGAGCGCUCCCGCCCCAUGACGGCUGAGGAGAUGCUCGCUUUCCAGGGCUUUCCG